GGUAGGUGGGAAGGAAGUUAUUGUUUGGGUUGGGUAUAGAGAUGAUCUGAAGUUCAUUCGGGUUUGGGUAGGGUACUUGUCAGAAAAUAAGCCUCCGAUUCCGGUGAUUGUGGUAUUCUGUGCCUGUAGUAAAAAGGGGUCUUCUGCCUACAUUGUUGAGAAGUGGAGGUUCAAGGCCUUUAAUGGGUCUCUGCCAUCUGUGAAUCCUAUGGUUAUCUUCUCAUGAUUAUCUUUUGUAAAUUCACAUUAUUUAUUGUGUUUAUAUAUGAGCAAUACGAUGUCGUUUUCAACUUUUCACCACUCGGAAGUUGGAAUGCCUACACAAGCUCUUCUUCUGCUUCUUCUUCAGUUCUUCUUGACCUAUUUGAGUUUUGAGACAUGGAAAACUCUACAAUUCAAAGCCUUUUCUUGUCAAUGGAAGACUAUCCUCUGGGUUUCUUCUUCUUCUUCUUCUUUUGUCCGAUACCGGAAAGUACUGGGUUGUUUGGGCCGGUUCAUAUUCAUCUUUGAUCAAUCACAACUGCUGCUCAGCCAAAAAAAAAGACAAAUAUGUUAACUUUCCAGCAGAUGACGGUGACAAUGAUUCUCAUGUUGAUGACAAUAUAUGGUAUGAUAAUUUGUCUCAAAGCACCCUGCAGCGUCAAGUCUAUUUCCGGAUCAACAGGAUGUGAUUAUGUAUCAUUACAUAUCAGAAGCAGAGGAGAAAAUCAGUUGCUUAGGGUGAAGUUUAAGUUUAGUUUCAGGAAUGGAUUGCCCGCCAGGUUUCACAUUGAAGCGGAAACGUGACAAGAAAGACAGCAGUACCAGUACAAGCCAAACGGGGGGAGGUCUCAAUGCGGGGGUUCAUAAAAAGAUCAAACCAGGAUAUACCGAGGUGAGAGGGUUUUAUCCCGUCAAGCCGCCAAGUAUAGUUCCACCGGUUAUCAAAAACGUGUCGAGAAAGGAUCUGGCUGUACCAGCGAUUCAUUCUCCGCUUUAUAGCUCAGGACCAAGUGAUAUGCCACGUCCUGGUCCUGGCGUGAAAAAGGAAGUUCCUGCAGUAGAAAUCGGAUCAAUGUGAGGGCUCUGCUCCUCAGUUUCGCAUCCCAAAGUCUCCUGGAAAAAAGUCUCCAUCAACUGCUAUACCUCUACCUGCCAAUCCUUAGGCAUGCUAGGAUUUUCAGUUGUUCAUUUGCUUCUACUUGAACUCCAGUUUCAACUUUCCAACAGCUGUGUAAGGACUAAAGCCAGUUUAUCUGGAGGGCUCUAUUUGGGUUCCAAACAAUGAACGGGCUGCAAGUCUCGAUAGUUCAUCUCCUGUUCAAAUUCUUGUUUUGCACUCUGUGCAAGUAUCAAACUUCAGUUUGACUCUGUUGGGGAAUUCAAUGACCCAAUAUGGUUUCUCCGAACUAAAGCAGGCUUGUCGAAAGCUGAACUUUUCCGACGUAUAUUGCCUAAUCUUAGUUGGAUAACGAAUUUUCACCAGGUUCAAGUUCUCAGGAUCAACUGUUAUCACUGAGCUACAAGACUGGUUCAGUCUAUUGUUAAACCACCUUUGAUUCCAUAGAAGGGGAAAAACAAAAAAAGUACGUUUGGGCCACGUGGCAGAUAUUCGGGCACCUUCUAGACUUCGUACAACAAAAGGUCUAAUAUAUAUAUCAGUGCCUGUUUGUGUGACACUCGCAUUCGUCUCGGCGACGACGGCGUUGGAAUAGAGAGUGCUAUAGGAGCUUACCGAAGACGACGGCGUUUGAAGCAGCGAGGUGUUCAGGAAUCAGGAGUGACUUGUCUACCUUACAUGUGUUUGGCAACAUUGCUGUCGGGUUUCUUGUGGUAUUAGCAUUCAAUAACCUUCGUAAUUGUACAAAAUUCCCCGCAGAAGAAGGUUGGGCGAUGGACAUAAUCUCUCAACUACAGCAACAAACCAAUAAAAUUGCUGCUAUUACAUUCAAUACCUAUGGAACAUUACAAAGGGAUUCUCCUGCAGUCAGACUUUCUCCAAAUUAUCCAGAACCGCCUGCUAACCCUACAGAGGAUGCAGCAAGUUUUGCUGAACAAUCUAAGCUCAUGAGUGAAGCUCUGGUUGAAGCUGCAAAGCAGUUUGAUGCAUUAGUUGCAGCACUACCAUUAGCCAACGGAGGUGAAGAAGCACAGCUCAAAAGGAUUGCUGAACUGCAGGCUGAAAAUGAUAUUGUUGGCCAAGAACUUCAGAGACAAUUGGAAGCAGCAGAGGAGGAACUAAAGCAGGUACGCGGACUGUUCAGCCAAGCUGCAGAUCAUUGCUUGAAUUUGAAGAAACCAGAUUAAGGUACAGUUAUUUAUCUCGCCAUUUGGAACUGGGUGGAGGGCUUUCAGAUCCUUUGAUUACAGCCAAUCUUCUGAAAUGUGAUGAGAGGGAAUUACAUAGUAUAGGAGUAUGCUAUAUCCUUGCUUUGCCGGUUCUAUUGGGUGAGCUUUAAAUUUUAUAGUCCUGCACAGAUUCAAAGAGUUGGUCAUUGACUAUUAAAGUUUCAGUUUCAAACUAUAUAUUUUGGCAUCUCUUUUUUUGGAGAGGCAUAAACCAGAGAACAAGAAGUGGGUUCAGGAGAGGGUAUGCUAUUAUCAUAGCACAUUCUGUGACCUUUAGCUGUUCAUUUAACGUCAU
Messenger RNA from Argentina anserina (silverweed cinquefoil), 2623 nucleotides. Its product is annotated as mediator of RNA polymerase II transcription subunit 21. Gene Ontology annotation, molecular function: transcription coregulator activity. Gene Ontology annotation, cellular component: mediator complex. The transcript has 8 exons. Bases 1873 to 2286 code for a protein of 137 amino acids. NCBI's taxonomy places the organism in Eukaryota, Viridiplantae, Streptophyta, Magnoliopsida, Rosales, Rosaceae. Gene Ontology annotation, biological process: regulation of transcription by RNA polymerase II. The record is from RefSeq and is a predicted model, not a curated record.